CCCACCCACACACAUACCAUGGGCAAUGUGAUCAAGUUGAAUGGCAACGUGUACAGCAUACGUGGCAAGCUGGGCACAGGUGGCUUCUCCGAAGUGUACCUGGUUGAAGGCAGGUUGUGUCCGAACGCGCAUCUUGCAUCUGACGGCACAGCCUACGACGAAGGCAAUGACACGGCGUACGCGCUCAAAGUCAUGCAAUGCGAUGACGACGAACAACUGCGUCGCGCGCUCAUGGAAGUGCAGCUGCAUCGGCGCUUAAAGCAUCCAAACGUGCUUCGGUUGAUCGAGUCGGAGAUUCGCAUGAAGAUGACACGGCAUCACACAGCCGUGCAGAACGCGCUCUCCAAGACCAAGGAAGUAUUGCUGCUGUUUCCAGUCUAUCCCAUGGGAUCUCUGCAGCACCUGCUCGACAAAGCUCGCCACAUGCCACUCUUCGACGAGUCGUCAUGCCUUCACAUUUUCCUUGGCAUUGCCCGAGGCGUCCGCGAAAUCCACGCGCUCGGCCUCGCCCACCGCGACAUCAAGCCCGGCAACGUCCUUCUUAGUGAUACAUACACUCCGGUCGUGAUGGACUUGGGGUCGUCCGCACCGCUGUAUGUGCCCAUCAACUCGCCUCGCGACGCCGCCCUCGUCGUGGAGGAAGCAGCGCAGUUUUCCAGCGCACCCUACCGAGCUCCAGAGCUGUGGGACGACUCAUUUCGAGGCACGGUGUGUGGCAAAUGCGAUGUGUGGUCGCUCGGGUGUACGCUGUACGCCCUUGCUUAUGGGCCACUAGGGCCUUUUGAGUCGCGUUCGCAUGGCGUGCAGCGCCUGGCCAUCUUGAACGGCACUGUCACGUUCCCAUCAAGUGCCACGUCAUCCGGGGUCUCGGUGGCGUACGUGGCACUCGUUCAACGCAUGCUCCAAGUCAACGUCGACGACCGACCGACACUCGACACUGUGAUUGCCAUUGCCGAAAAGGCAAUGACUUCAGUUGUUCCUACUUUGUUAAACUCGUGAUGUGUAGCUGCUGGAGACUCGUGCCGACGAUGUCGGCGUCACGGGCAAGGGAUUCCAACGCGUUCAAGACGGUGAAACCAAGAGCCACCAAACGGCAAAGCGGCUGGCUUAUCGAGGCCGAGAUGUUCUGAACCAUGCGUUGGCGAUGUGAUGAACAUAAUCGUUUCGAGUGGUUAGAAAUGUUGCUGGGCACUGUCUUGGGUGUGGAGUUUGAUGCGUGAUGAUAUGUCAAGUGAACUGCCCCAUUCCUGCGGCAAUAGUCUCCAACACCGUCAUUGAAAGUACUGUACAUGCACCGUGUUGUCCUGCCAAACCAUCUCCAUCAGCUCCACCACGUCGUCGACGAGUACAGUUGUUAUGUACGAAUAUGGCGAAUGAAU
Messenger RNA from Aphanomyces astaci, 1379 nucleotides. RefSeq names its product NAK/MPSK protein kinase, variant. The record is from RefSeq and is a predicted model, not a curated record. Gene Ontology annotation, cellular component: cytoplasm. Gene Ontology annotation, biological process: protein phosphorylation. Gene Ontology annotation, molecular function: protein serine/threonine kinase activity; ATP binding. Lineage: Eukaryota; Oomycota; Saprolegniomycetes; Saprolegniales; Verrucalvaceae. Bases 19 to 999 code for a protein of 326 amino acids. The transcript has 3 exons.